AUGGAGUUGUCAAUAGAUGCCUUAAAAGAAAAGUUUCUGAGCAUGAACAGCGAUAUUGAACUUAUAGAAAUGAAGUUGAAAGAUGAAAUGUGUAAAAUUUAUGAAGAUGAAAUAAAUCCACUUUUAAUUUUAAAUGAUUUUGAAAAUAUAAAAAAUGAAAUAAAUAAAAUAAAUAAAGAAUUAGACAUAUUGUAUGAACGUAAAAAAAUGAGCAUAAAUUAUAUGCAUAGACAAAUGCAAAAUUAUAAUUUUUUGUUAAAUCUAGAAAAUGAUUUAAAUAUUCCUUCAAAAAAUUUUAACACUUAUCAUAAUUCAGAAAUUAUACUUAAUAACUUUUUUUAUGAUAAUAUUAAAAAUUUUUUAUUAAAUAUUAAUUAUGAUGAAAUUAAAGAAUUAAUAGGUUUAAAUUAUCAACAAAAAUGUAUAGAUAAUACAGGUGUUAAUUUCAAUGAUGAAAUAAAUAAUACUAUGACUAAUGAUAUGCUAAAUUCUAAAAAUUUUGCAACUGAUUCAGGAAUGUUUAACAAUAAUGAUACACAAAAUACCAAAUCAAAAGAUAUGGAAAACAAAUUAUUAAAUAAUAGUACUUGUGGGGAUGAUAAUAAAAAUUCCAAUGAUAAGGAAAGUAUGUUUAUUCCAAUUGACGAUAAUACAUUUCAAACAGUUCCUUUAUUAAUUCGAAGAAGGGCUAAGCUCGAUGAUAUUAAUUUAAUAUACAAAGCUUUAUAUGAUAUAGCCAUGAAAAAGGGAAGCUGCCUUCCUGUGGAAAGAUCAGAAUUGACUCAAAUGAACUUGCAAGUUUUUGGGCAAACAGGAGAGGCAAAAAUAGCUACGUUGAGAUAUUUAAAAAUUGUUGAAGUUAUUAACAAAACCGGUUCUGUGAAGCUAUUAAACUGCGCAGGGUUAAAGAAAAAGAAGAAAAGGAAAAUCUGCCAGUUUAGGUAA
Plasmodium yoelii is the source of this 945-nucleotide messenger RNA. Its product is annotated as spindle and kinetochore-associated protein 2, putative. The record is from RefSeq and is a predicted model, not a curated record. Gene Ontology annotation, biological process: chromosome segregation; mitotic cell cycle; cell division. The transcript has 5 exons. Gene Ontology annotation, cellular component: spindle microtubule; outer kinetochore. Lineage: Eukaryota; Apicomplexa; Aconoidasida; Haemosporida; Plasmodiidae. Bases 1 to 945 code for a protein of 314 amino acids. Gene Ontology annotation, molecular function: microtubule binding.